GCUGAGGCCGUCUCAGUGUGGUGUCUAUUUAUCUGUAAGUGAGCUGCCGGGGAGGAAUUAAAUAGAGACGCUGCUGCCUGCUGCCUCUGGACAGCCGAGCUGAGUCGCUGAUUUGCUUUAACUUGUAAGAUACCCAGCUUGCUUUAUUUUCUCAGAAUCAUUGUGUUGCUAAGCCUGGGGACGCUGUUUUCUUUUACAAAGGGAAAUCUAAGUUCAUUUCAAGGCAUUCGAAAUGGGGAAAGACUAUUAUCACAUUUUGGGAAUUGAAAAAGGAGCUACAGAUGAAGAUAUUAAAAAGGCUUACCGAAAGCAAGCCCUCAAAUUUCAUCCGGACAAGAACAAAUCUCCUCAAGCCGAGGAAAAAUUUAAAGAGGUCGCAGAAGCUUAUGAAGUACUGAGUGAUCCUAAAAAGAGAGAAAUAUAUGAUCAGUUUGGCGAAGAAGGCUUGAAGGGAGGCGCUGGAGGUACUGAUGGACAAGGAGGUACCUUCAGGUACACUUUCCACGGAGAUCCUCAUGCCACAUUUGCAGCUUUUUUUGGAGGUUCCAACCCUUUUGAAAUUUUCUUUGGGAGACGGAUGGGUGGAGGUCGAGAGUCUGAAGAAAUGGAAAUAGAUGGAGAUCCCUUUAGUGCCUUUGGAUUCAGCAUGAAUGGAUAUCCAAGAGACAGGAAUUCUGUGGGACCCUCUCGUCUCAAACAAGACCCUCCCAUUAUUCAUGAACUUAAAGUAUCGCUUGAAGAAAUAUAUAGUGGCUGCACCAAACGGAUGAAGAUUUCUCGAAAAAGAUUAAACCCUGACGGAAGGAGUUACAGAUCUGAGGACAAAAUUCUCACCAUUGAGAUCAAAAAAGGGUGGAAAGAAGGCACCAAAAUCACGUUUCCCCGGGAAGGCGAUGAGACACCACACAGUAUCCCAGCAGACAUUGUUUUUAUUAUUAAAGACAAAGAACAUCCCAAAUUUAAAAGAGAUGGGUCAAAUAUAGUUUACACUGCUAAAAUUAGUUUACGGGAGGCAUUGUGUGGCUGCUCAAUUAAUGUGCCAACAAUGGAUGGAAGAAACAUACCUAUGUCAGUCACUGAUAUUGUGAAGCCUGGGAUGAGGAGAAGAAUUAUUGGAUAUGGGCUGCCAUUUCCAAAAAACCCUGACCAACGUGGUGACCUACUGAUAGAGUUUGAUGUGACCUUCCCAGACGUCAUAUCUGCAGCAUCCAAAGAGAUCCUUCGGAAGCAUCUCCCUGCCUCAUAGAAUGAGAAGAACCUUGCUAUCCAUAUUUUGAUAAGACACUGAAAAUAUAAAAGUACCGGCAGUUGACUGAUGUGAAUUCUGCGUAAAGAUGUGGAAACUCUUCUGAGGGCUCAUUAAACUGCACGAAUAGACACAGUUCAAAUGGCAACGUGGGUUUUUACAGUAGGCAUGAAAAGUCACUCACUGUAUUGUAUUUCAUUUCUCCCAAGUCAGAAAUUUUAGUAUUUCAUUUAUAAGUAAAAGUUGGUUUUGUGGUCUAUAGAUAUACUUCUAGUAAAGUACUAGAUCAUCCAAGUACUCUCUCUGUGUGUGUCUGUGUGUGUGUGUGUCUGUGCGUGCAUGUGUGUGUGUGUCUCUGUGUGUGUGUCUGUGCGUGUGUGUGUGUGUGUGUGUCUCUGUGUGUGUGUGUGUCUCUCUCUGUGUGUGUCUUUAAAUGAUCAGUGUGAUAGCUCCCUUAAUAAAAAUUAAAAUUCUUAAUUGUAUAUGUAAUAUGUGGAGAAUAAAAGCCAAAGUCAUACAGAAAUGCAGUCUAGGUCACAUUGAGAAAUGCUGUGUUGGGCUGGUACCAGAAUGCACUGAUGUAUAUGCUUUACUGUUGUGACUUCUCAAGUAAGCUGUAGCAUUUCUUAAGAGCAUGGUUGUAAUGUUAUUAAAGCAGACCUCGACAUAAAAAGAAAAUGAAUGACAUUUUCUCUCCUGUGGAAAUCCCAAUAGCCAGAGUUACUGAUAUUUUAGAAACAGAUGGUUUUUAAAUAGCCACAUGUAAUUUUAUGCAAGUUGACUAUAUAUCUUGAACUUAAUAAGCUCAUUUUGUGGUUCAUUAGUUUAAGAUGUUUGUUUACUAACAUUUGUUUUUAGAGAAAAUACUGUUACUUGGCAUUAAUUGUCCAUUUACAGUGUUCUAUAAGUUCCUCAUGCUAUGUACCUUACAAAAUUUUUCUAAAGAACAGUGAUCUAUCACUGUGGUGUUAAACCACAAUCUGGACAUAACAAACACCACCAUUGCUUGUGGGCAAUGUACUAGCUGUCAUCAUAUAAAUAUUUUAUCUUUUCAUGUAUAUAGAUUGCAUUUCUUAGGUGUUUUAAUUUUUAAAAUAUAUUUACAUUCUAAAAAUUACU
Molecule: messenger RNA, 2365 nt
Organism: Mus pahari (shrew mouse)
Lineage: Eukaryota; Metazoa; Chordata; Mammalia; Rodentia; Muridae
Gene: Dnajb4
Product: DnaJ heat shock protein family (Hsp40) member B4
Exons: 3
Coding region: 233-1246 (337 amino acids)
Cellular component (GO): cytosol
Molecular function (GO): protein-folding chaperone binding
Source: RefSeq, a predicted model, not a curated record